ACUAAUUUUUAAGAAAUAUAAACAAAAAUAAAAGUCCAACUACAAACCUUUUGUUCUCCAUUUUAAUAAAAGAAUGGAUACCUUUAAAACUGCAGAUAAAAUUGGACAAGUAAGAUCCCACGCAGCCAAAGAAUUAAAAUUAAGUUUUCCAAUAGGGAAACAAACAUCAGAACACUUUUUAGGCGGUGACCUGGAUCCAAAUUGCCUUUAUGAAUUUAGUGAUCCCCUUGUUCGCAUUGAAUACCCAGGACUAAUUAAAAACCCGGAGAAAGCCUUGGACACAUUAGGAGGUAUUCGGUUAAUUGAAAAUGCAAUUUACCACAGACAACCCUUGCAAAAAGAGAAACUUACAUUGAAGUUCCAUCCUAACAAUGUGUACAUGUUUGGCUGCCACUCUGACUGCCAUGAAGAGCUAGGAUUUCUUGUUAAAAUUAAGGAGAACUUGAGGACCAAAGAUAUCAGCUAUGAAAUAUUGGGUGCCACGAAUUUAGCCUUUAAAUUUGAGAGGAUGUGUGACUUUCAGUAUCUGCCUAUAAAGGAAAAAGAACCAAGUGAAAAUGGUGAAGUUAGUGAAUUCAUUUACAAUAAAAUUUUUAGAAACCAGCUUCCUACUUUAGAGUGGAUGCUCAAAAAUGACAGCCCUUUAUUUUUAGUGCCUGGUAGAUAUGCUAGGUUUGACCAGCCACAAAACUUAGUUCAAGCAGGAACCACAGAUUUAUUCAAUAAUAUUAUUAGAAAUUCAGGCCGCACAACUGAAACCAAAUCCCAGGCGCAACAAAAGAAACAGAAAGAGAGCGGAGUUAUUCAGGUUAAUUUUGGUGACAAUGUUGAAGUGCCACAAAAUUCAGCUCCGAAUGUCUUUGAUGUAAUUGCAGCAAAGAGUUUACAAGUUCCAUAUGAACGUGUCAAGAAGCUUUUUGAUGAAAGACCUAUAUGGAGUAAAGUGGCUAUUAUACACAAACUUGGAAUUACUUUAGAAAGUGCCAAACAUAUAUUACCAUGCUUGGCCUAUUACUGCAACCAAGGCCCUUGGAGAACUGCUUGGAUUAAAUUCGGCUAUAACCCUACAACUGAUUUUAACUCUCGUAUUUAUCAAGUUCUGGAUUGUCGAAUAGGUUUAGCUGAAGGUGCCCAACUAAAAAUUAGAACAAAAAAAGGAACCUCACGGGUAUUGGCUGAAGAAAAACAUGUUUCUUUAACAACUCCUCAAGAGUCAUAUUUUGUGUUUAAACCCAAUGUUAUUCCACCGGCCAGACAAAUGUUUUAUAUGUUUUGUGAUAUCCAUGUGCCAGAAAUACAGGAGAUGUUUAGAAAGUUACCAAAGUUGCCCCCUUCAGCCAAAUGUAGCCCCAUGAGCGGUUGGUUACCACUUAAAUUUCAUGAACAGUGCAGGGAAAUUGUUAGCAAAUGCAUCUUUAAGGCAGUACAUGAGGAGCUACUGAAAGAAAAAAGACAUCAGGCCGAACAAAAAGCUGAUAAAUCAAAUGUUGCCACUUACUGCAGCCAAAUGUUAAGUAAUAUAAGAAGAGGGGUGUCUCAAAGUGUUGGGGAAUAUUCUGGAAGUCAAGAAAACUUGGAGGAAAUACACGUUAGUGACAGUGAUGAAGAAAUAGGCGAAGCCCAAGUAGUCAAAAGCCUCCCUGAGCGACUGCCAGAAAAUUCCGAUGAUGAAGAUGAGAUAGAUCAAGAUGAUUCUGAUCUGGAUAUUGACAUGGAAGCCGUAGAGGAAGUAAAUGAGUUAGUAGGAUAUAUGUUUCCGGGUUAGUAAAUGUUAUUUCAAUAUUAUGUUUUUUAUUGUAUUAAACUUAGUAUAAACUUUAAGCAAAAAUAUGUGUUAUCAAAUAAAGUGGCAAACAAAUUACAUCUCAUUGGGACAGUAAUAAAAAACAUUUGGCAGUU
This is a messenger RNA of Anthonomus grandis grandis, 1899 nucleotides long. It is a transcript of the gene l(2)37Cd, whose product is annotated as general transcription factor 3C polypeptide 5. The transcript has a single exon. The record is from RefSeq and is a predicted model, not a curated record. Gene Ontology annotation, cellular component: transcription factor TFIIIC complex. Gene Ontology annotation, biological process: transcription initiation at RNA polymerase III promoter. Bases 74 to 1765 code for a protein of 563 amino acids. Lineage: Eukaryota; Metazoa; Arthropoda; Insecta; Coleoptera; Curculionidae.